This is a messenger RNA of Vicugna pacos (alpaca), 3415 nucleotides long. It is a transcript of the gene SRR, whose product is annotated as serine racemase. Gene Ontology annotation, cellular component: cytoplasm. The record is from RefSeq and is a predicted model, not a curated record. Gene Ontology annotation, biological process: D-serine biosynthetic process. NCBI's taxonomy places the organism in Eukaryota, Metazoa, Chordata, Mammalia, Artiodactyla, Camelidae. Gene Ontology annotation, molecular function: serine racemase activity; ATP binding; magnesium ion binding.
CACGUUCGGUCGCUCCCGCGGGGAAGAGCCGGGCCGCGAGCCUGGGCGGGGCAGGCGGGUGCCGCGCGUGCGCAGAGGUGUGGUCGGGAAGGUGUUCUGAGGCUGGUGUUGGAGGCACGGCGCCCGGGAGGUGAGGAAAAAAGAAAAGUGGAAAUGUGGAAGCCAUAAAAUGUAAAACACAGGAGCUGUCAGCAGCCAUGUGUCCUGCCAUGUGGAACCAGCUGGUCUGCAAUGAAAAAGAAUGAAGCCAACAUGCAGAAAGCAGCAGAGAACCAUGUGUACCCAGUACUGCAUCUCCUUUGCUGAUGUUGAAAAAGCUCAUAUCAACAUUCGAGAUUUUAUCCACCUCACACCAGUGCUAACAAGCUCCAUUUUGAAUCAAGUAACAGGGCGCAAUCUUUUCUUCAAAUGUGAACUCUUUCAGAAAACUGGAUCUUUUAAGAUUCGUGGUGCCCUUAAUGCAAUCAGAUGCUUGGCUUCUGCCACUUCAGAAAAGAAGCCUAAAGCUGUUGUUACUCACAGCAGUGGAAACCAUGGCCAGGCUCUCUCCUAUGCUGCAAAAUUGGAAGGGAUUCCUGCUUAUAUUGUAGUGCCUGAAACAGCUCCCAACUGUAAAAAAUUGGCAAUACAAGCCUAUGGAGCCUCUAUAGUGUACAGUGAGCCGAGUGAUGAGUCCAGAGAAAAUGUUACAAAAAGAAUUAUGGAAGAAACAGAAGGAAUCAUGGUACAUCCUAACCAGGAGCCUGCAGUGAUAGCUGGGCAAGGGACAAUUGCCAUGGAAGUGCUGAACCAGGUUCCCUUGGUAGAUGCAGUGGUGGUACCUGUCGGAGGAGGAGGAAUGGUUGCUGGAAUAGCAAUUACAGUUAAGGCUCUAAGACCUAAUGUGAAGGUAUAUGCUGCUGAACCCUUGAAUGCAGAUGACUGCUACCAGUCCAAACUGAAAGGGGAGUUGACCCCCAAUCCCUAUCCUCCAGAAACCAUAGCAGAUGGUGUCAAAUCGAGCAUUGGCUUAAACACCUGGCCUAUUAUAAAGGACCUCGUGGAUGACGUCUUCACCGUUACGGAGGAUGAAAUUAAGUAUGCAACCCAGCUGGUGUGGGAGAGGAUGAAAUUGCUUAUUGAACCUACAGCUGGUGUUGGAGUGGCUGCUGUGCUGUCUCAGCGUUUUCAAACAAUUUCCCCAGAAGUAAAGAAUAUUUGUAUUGUGCUCAGUGGUGGAAACGUAGAUUUAACCUCCCUAACUUGGGUGAAGCAGGCUGACAGGCCAGUUCCUUAUAAGUUUGUUUCUGUUUAAUUUGUGCAAAAGGAAGAGAAGGGAUUCAGUGUCUAGAUACUUGAAAUUUUUCUUUCCUGGUCACCAUCAACUUCCCAUCUUCCCCUUUCACACAACUUUCAAAAUCGUAAUGGAGAACGGAUAUUUCAAUAAGAUUUUAAUAGUUUUUUUGGACUGAGUAGCAAUAGAAAAAAAUCCAUACUUAACUAAGACAACUUGUCAUGGCCAAGAAAAGCCUUCUGUAAAAAGGAGCAGGAGACCUCUAGGCCAAAGUAGAAAACAGACUGCCCAAUCACAGCCUACAGGCUCUCAUCCCUAAAGUGCUAACUACUAGCAAUGAGACUGAAUCCAUUAUUCCAUGUCUACUUCAGGCACUGUUGAAGAAAUCUCAUCUUUCACCCAAGGUACCGGUUCUGGUACAUAUGGAUCAUAAGUCCAUUUGGGGAAAACUCGUUUAUAGAGGUUCAUCAGUACUGUGUCCUGAGAUUUUAACUUUCCAUCAAAACUGCACUUCAUGUGGCCAUGAGUACCUAGAAAGAAAAUAGAGCAAGUUGGUCAAAUUAAAAUAGAAAUUUUUAAGGCAGUGGUCUUCUAACCCAAUAGUCAUUUAGUAGCAUUGGGGAAAUCUAGACAAGGUCUCAAAUCCCAAUUCUCUUACCUAAAGGCUCCUUUAUGUGUCCCCUGCGGCCCCACUUUGUUCUCAAUUCCACUGGUUUAAACCACAGCACAUCCUCUUAGAAUGAAACACACAGAGGACCAAGAUGAAACACUUACCCACAAGAUAUAAACCCAAACCUUCCUUCACCCCACAAAGGCAAUCGGAUCCCAUCCUUCACACCUACCUCUGUUGAAGAACAUGUAACGCACUACAGCCAUCUUAGUAAAAAUUUUGAAAGGAUGGCCACUCAGAACAACUCUCUUGAUGACCAUUCUGUCUGGGUCCACUGACAAUAGAUGGCCUGUGGCAAUGAGGCUGUGCAUUCCUAAGGGGGAAAGGCAGAGAAGCAGGAGUCUGUAGGUCAAAGCCUUCAUUUAUUGUCCAGUCUAUUUAAAGACCUAUGCAAGAUUUUAGGGAAACCUGAAAGUAGGGAUAUACUAUGUUGCCCUCCUGGGUCCAUGGCAAAGAUCACUAAAUGAUAUUCCAGCUGAACUUGUUCCCAGGACCUACCCUAAAUGUAGCACUCUGAGCACCCUCUAACAAUUAGCUAAGGUUUGCAAGCAAGAUAAAACCCCAUUUGUCAUCCCUGCCUUAAAACCACUGUGAGGCUGAGAUUGAGAUAUUUUGAAAACCAUCAUUACCUUUUUUUGUACCGUUUGGUUCUCAAACUCAACACAGAAACAGUUAAACUUAUUAAGGACCUGCAGUCCUGUUCACCUCUGUGAAUUCAACUUACCAUUGCUGUUCUGUUUGAAAAGCAGCACAGAUGCAGGAGGAAAAGUGAUUGGGGCAUAGACUGUCACCACAAGGGCCAUGUCAGCAAUAAGGAAUCUCUGAAAUUUAUGUUUAUCCGCUGCCAUAAUAAAGGUUAAAAAAGAAAAACCAAAAAAUAUUUUGAGAAACCAUAGGCAAUCCAGAGGCCUCUCAGAAGCUGCACCACUACAACUCUUAAACCUAAUGCAACUAGUAGUGUUUCUCCAAAUAUUUUAUGGCCUCAAUACAACUGAAAGAUACAACCCAAAUGUAUCAGAGUGAUUUUUCAACUGGAGGCAAAAUCUUAGAGCCUGAACCAUAUUCGGGGUUUGAUAAAGUUCUCCAGGUGGUUCUGAUACCCAUCACCCAUACCUCAUUUGAGAAUCAGUGCUUUCCAGAAAAGCACUGCACUAAAUCAACAGCUCUUAGUCUUCAGCAAACAUUUUCUAUAAAGGAUCUGCUAGUAAAUAUUUUAGGCUUUGUGGCCAGUCUCUGUCUCAACUACUCAACUCUGUCACUAGCAUAAAAACAGUCACAGACAAUACAUUUUUUAAAAAUUCAAUUAAAAAGCACAACUGUGUUCCAAUAAAACUAUUUAACAAAGCAAGCAGUGGGACAGAUUUGGCCCAAGGCCGUACUUUACCAACCUCUGACCUUGAAAACUGUCUAGAUCUUGUCUUUACCUCUCCCCUUUUGAAGUUAUAGAAAAAUAAAAUAUUUUAAGAGAAAGA